UACCGCAUCUUUCGAGCGUCGCGUUACUGUGUGUCAUAGGAUGUCCUACAGCAACCACCUCCAUGAGAGCUCCAAUGCGCGCUGCCUCGACCACAUCAGGACGUCAGCUAUAUCCAUCUUUACGACUCGGUGCCCAGCGCUGAUCAUAUGCGCUUAUCAGAGUUAGGCAUCGCUGAAGACGGAGCAGAAUGCCCACCAAAGGGCGGAGCCUUCAGCUCACCACGUAAGAGAUGCCGCGCCGAAUUCUCCGAAACCGAGCCUUGCUCUUUACGCAAGAAAGCCAGGAAGACUAGAGAGGAGAAGGAUCUGAUCGAUCCGUACGCUGGAGUACGACAAGCCCUGGCAGAGCUCGGGGACGAGUUCACCUGCCCCAUAUGUUGUGACUUGAUGGCCGCUGCACACUUAUGCAAUCCCUGCGGCCAUACGAUAUGCGGAGAAUGCGGCUGGAAUUGGACCAUGCAGGCAAAAUCGUCACCAACUUGUGCGAUCUGUCGAGCAGCACUAGCGCCCCAUUCAGCGAUGAUACCGAACUUCGCCCUGGACAACGCCAUCGAGAAGCAUGUCGCUGCGAUCGCAGCAAGCGGUUGCACUGACUGGCAGCCGAGCGGGUCCAAAUACAUCGACUGGACCACGCGCAAGGAGAAAUGGAGAACAGGUGCAUCAAAGCGCGCAGCAGCGAGUCGUCGAGCAACGAGGACACAGCACGCCGUGCACGCGCCGGCGGCGCAGAGCUUUACUCGUGCUCGCCACGGCGGAGUUGCGCCAGCGGCGCCGGCAUUCCCGUACGCAGUGAUUGACCUAAGUGUGAUGGACUAUGAAGGAUACGAGGGUUACGAGGACAGUUCCCAUGACGAGGUAUUUGGCGAUGUCGCCUACUUUUGGGAGUGAGAAUUGCACUAUGCAGUCGUGCAUGGAAGGCAUGGUAGUAUGAUCGAGAAGGCGGAAGUCGUCACACCUGCUUCUAUCAGUGCUAUUGCGUGAGCUCUGGCGUGAGAU
Messenger RNA from Laetiporus sulphureus 93-53, 996 nucleotides. RefSeq lists its product as uncharacterized. Gene Ontology annotation, molecular function: single-stranded DNA binding; ubiquitin protein ligase activity. Lineage: Eukaryota; Fungi; Basidiomycota; Agaricomycetes; Polyporales; Laetiporaceae. The transcript is spliced from 5 exons. The record is from RefSeq and is a predicted model, not a curated record. Gene Ontology annotation, biological process: protein monoubiquitination; DNA damage tolerance. The coding region runs from base 148 to 888 and encodes 246 amino acids.